AGAGAGAGAGCCGAAAUCCAGGCAAACCGAGAUCUACACUCACGUCAGCAUGUACGGUCACAGUAUGAGGCAACGGUAAACCCGCCCACAAAACGUAUGCGUGGGAACAUGAGUUCCGGGAGGAGCCAGAGUGUAACUAGGUGACGUCUUGGCUGGAGACUACGUGUUGGGCAGUGGUGUUAGUCAUGGCGUGUGUGGAUGACAUGGUGAGAGAGGCGCGGGUGUGUUGCCAUGAAGGAAGAUGCAGGCAGGCGGAGAGGCUCUACUCGCAGGCCCUGGCAACACUUACACCUCCUCAGGACACACAGAAUGCAUUGAUAGCACAGCUGUACAACGAGCGAGGUGUGUGCCGCUACAAGCAAGUGUACUUUGAUGACGCAGUAGAAGACUACUCCCAGGCUCUGAAACUGGAUCCUUCCCUUGCUGCUGCCUAUUACAACAGAGCCACCAUAUAUUACAGACUCUUUGCAGCUUACCCCAAAGGAAGCCAUGAGAGAGAAGAUUGGGUGCUGAAAGCCAUGCGGGACUUCCAGGAGGCUCUGCGAUAUGACCCCAAUAACACUGAAUUCAAGGAAGGAUGGCAGAGCUGCAGGAAUGAGAUGGAAACAGCGUAAAGACAAGACUCUUCCAGGAAUGAAAAAUGAUGAUGAUGUUAAGGCUCUGAGUCUGGACGGCGUGCCGCUGGCCAAAUUGGUGAAGCUGCUCUACCUGCUGGACAACGGAGACAAGGAAACAGGAACAACCGAGCUGUACAAGCAGGAAAAUACAGCAGCUGCUCAGAAAGCUAAGGAGACAUUUCAGCAAAUCCUGAUAUCAAGAGAAUAUGGAUAUCGAGAAAUUGCUCAUUUGCUGCAAUGUCGUGCCAAAGAGUUGCUCAAACAUGAGAUCAUCACUCUCUCAGAAGGCAGCGUUGCAGCCACCUACAGUGUGAUGAAGAAGGAUGAGGACCUGUUGAUCCUAGCAGAAGGUUGCCAUUACUUGGGUAUUGAGUACCACCCAUCUUUCAAUGACAAAAUUGAGAAAGUUCAGAAAAAAAUGGAAUUGCAAGAUAACGAGAAAGAAGGAAACUUUUUUAUAUACGCAGAAAAUCUACUCAUGAAUCGCAUCUGUGAUUGCCUUACUGCAGAUUAUGUAUAUAAGUUGUUUUAUCUCUUCAUGAAUGCAUAUGACUGCAAACUUGAACUGCAAGUGAACUCAGACUUGAUCAAGCAAGAUACAUUUGAGUAUGAAGGUGUUAAGGAAGCCUUAUUUUUCUUUAUAAUAAGAGUAAUGGAGGAUCAGAACUUGCUGAACCGCAUUUACACCGACAGACUUAGGGAGUUCUUUAAAGAAAUGCUUAAGGAAGCAGGAAAAGAUGAGACUCUGUCCAUGGUAAUCCGCACAUUGAAGAAUUACCCUGAGGAGUGCCAGCCAGCAGGCCUGUGUAUUGUUUUCUGUGUCACUGAAGGUAGAGAAGGUGCUGAUAGUGAAAUUGCAAAGAUACAGAGUGUCUUUGAAGAUCUUUUCAAGUUUACUGUCAUGAUUGAAAGAAAUCCAGAUUGCAGCACUUUUGAGAGAUACAAGAAAGAACUGGUGAAAACCAAGUAUAGAUUCUAUGAUUCUUUGGUCAUUUGGUUUGUAUCUCAUGGAGAUGAAACAAAUCUCAUACUUGCCGGUAAAGAAAAUUACAAUAGAGAGAAGUUUAUUGAUGACUUUUCCAUGUUUAGUAACUUCAGCAAGAAACCCAAGAUUUUCUUUAUGGCGACAUGUCGAGGAAGUAAACCCAUCCGCACUGAUAUGUCAGGAGUGGGGACCAGCUCUGACUAUCUGAACACAUCCCAAGAUGGCCUGACAGGCAACAGAGUGAAUGUUCCUGUAGCCAUGCGUGUCCCAGAAAACGUCCUGGACAUCUCUACGAUCUACUACCAGAUGGACCGUCUUGUUGCUUAUGCCACUCUUCCUUCCAACAUUUCCUUCAGGCUCAAAGACGAAGGUUCAGUGUUUGUGGACACGGUUUGCUUCCUCCUGGAAGAAAACCAAGGAGAAAACAUAACCGAGGUGCUGGAAGGAGUCUCUCGCCUCAUUCACCAAAUCGUCUUCAAGAGUGAGGAAAAUAAAUUUGAUGGGGAGUCCAAGCAGGCAUGUUUUUUUGAAAGUACUUUCCAGAAGACCUUCCUUGUCCCUAAGGUAUAGAACACUUUCUCAGUCUGCUUCAGCAUGAAUUCUUUCUUGUAAGCAUUUGAGAGUUUGCCAAGCAGUCCAAGGUAUACAAAAAUUAUGUUUAUGUGCAGAAAAAUUUGCAAUACUGUUUUAAUUAACAUUUAAAACAAAAUUGACUGAUUGUGUAUGUAAUUUGUUAAAGUUUUAUUAGUAUUUAAAAGUGAGAUGGUUUGAUUUUUAUUUAAUAUGAAAGUAUUGUUAGUUGGCACACCAUGGAGUACAUGAAAUGAUGCCAUACAAAGCCCAGUGAAGCCCAUUGAGUGAUUCAUACACAUGUGGCACCUGCCUCUUAUUUUAUUUGUGAUCUUGAUGAUGGAUGCUGACUUUCCUGUUUUUAUCAUAUUUAAUAUUUACCAUCUCACCUUUAUAUUAUGUUUUGAUCAUGAUUAUUAUGUCUGCUAUUAAGAUUAUCUUUUGAUCUUGAAGUUGAUUUUUAUGAUACAUUGCUCAGAUCUGAGCAGGAUUGGAUUAAUAUUAAAUACUCCCAGUGUGUGUGUGUGUGUGUGUGUGUGUGUGUGUGUGUGAUUCACCAUAUUUUUGAGGGUCAUGUGCUGAACUUCUGAUUUCCAGCCGUGUCCUCCCAGUGAGAGGUUAGUGUGUGACCAUGCAAUAGCGGUAGCAGAGUUCUAUUUAGUAUGAGGAGGCAGUAAUGAUGGUGGAAAGUCAUAAGAGACUUUUUGUGCCAAGCACCUUCAGGGAGACAGUGCACUUAUGAACUAUGCGAGUGAGUGGAGGGGAUUAGUAUUAGUUGGUGGAUUGUGUGGGUGUGAUGAUAACAGUAGGAGGUGGACUGUGUGGAUGUGAUGAUAACAGUAGGAGGUGGAGUAUGUGGGUGAAUGGUGAUGGUUAGCACUAGGAGGUGGAGUGAUUAACAGUAGGAGGUGGAGUGUGUGAGCGACAGGUGAUGGUUGGCAGUAAGCACCACUAGGAUAUGAAUUUUACUGACUGGUGGUAAUGAGUGAUGGUGGACAGAUGUAGAUUAUAAAGUUUGGUAAUGGAGGUAUACUCAGAAGUCAUGUUGGUUACGAGGUGACUGUGUGUCUUCAUGAUUCAUUUAAUUUUGGUUUCAGAUCUUUGUUUAGAAGAAUAUUUUGAGUGUAACUUGAAGGGGUUUGGUCUUAAGUAAAAAAAAAAAAGAAAAAGAGUGAAAAUGAGGUUGUGAAGAGGUGGAUAAACAGAAUGGAUAAGUGUUGGAGGGAGAGAAAUGAUAUAUUGAAGGAGGGACAUAUUGAGACUCUAAAACUGGUCAGCCUUGUAAAGGAAAAUGACAUUAAAUGAAAUAGUGAUGGUGAUAAUGAGGGAAUGCCAGAACAGUGGAAGAUAGGGACUUUUCUGUCAUGGCCAACUUCUUGAGGGAAGCUCAUGGAGGGGACAAAGAAUCAGAGAUGUAGAUAUAUAUGUGGAUUUAGAAACUCAGCAUCAUUCUCAGGAGGAAUUGCACCACCUUAAUUUCAGUCAAUCAAUCAAUCAUUCUCAGGAGGAAUGAGUUGGGUGUUAACUUAGCAUAGUAAACCCUGAAAUAAAUUUAAAGAUCAGAGGUAUAAGUUUGUUCGGUUUAGUUCUGAUUCAUGCAGGCUUACGGUGUUGAGUUGUUGUGGCCUAGUGUUGUAUUGAAGGAAGAUGAGGGUGUUUGUCUGCUUCAGGUGAAAGCCAUGGGUUGAGUUACAUGUUUUCAUUAUAUGUAGAUCAAAGUUAUAUUAGAUGCAGGGUGUGGCUUACAAAUGUUCAUUUUGUGAAUUGUUAAAGUUCUAAGUAAGAUCAUUUUGACCCUUGUCAUGAUUUACAAAUGUAGGAUUCACAUUUGCAAGAACAGAAGGAAAGAAAAUGUCUUGAAAAUAUUGAAAAAUGCAUUAAUUGGGAAAAAUACUAAAUCUUUGGUUGAUUACAAUGUAUAAACAUUUGAUAGAUGAAUUUCUUUAAUAACUCAACUCUAUUGGCGUUGAGAAGUUGGCUAAGUAUUGCAGAAGAAGGAAGGGGUGCUGGUGGGUGGGUCUGCCCUGGGUACCAAACACUAGGAUUGUCCCUUAUAGACUGCCAUAUUGAUUAUCCUACAACAGCCUGUUCAAGCCUGGGAUAUUAACUCUUCCUGAUGUGAUAGUACUGGUAGCAUUAAUUUCCAUUGGCUUCUACUUUAUUUCUCUCUCUCUCUCUCUCUCUCUCUCUCUCUCUCUCUCUCUCUCUCUCUCUCUCUCUCUCUCUCUCUCUCUCUCUCUCUCUCUCUCUCUCUCUCUCUCUCUCUCUCUCUCUCUCUCUCUCUCUCUCUCUCUCUCUCUCUCUCUCUCUCUCUCUCUCUCUCUCCUUCCUUCAGAUUUAUGUUUACUUAUAUUCUCAGUAAUUGUGCUCAAUUGAAAACAUUAAUGCAUUCAAUGAUCUUGCUGAUUACAAACUCAUAGAAUUAUUUGUUUUAUUUUUGUAUGUUGGGCUGUUCUCUCUAUUUGCUCUCUGUAAGGCAUGUAGCCCAUUCCAAAAAUUAAUCUUAUUAGAAGUUAUGUGUCAUUUAUGUAUUGUUUACCUGUGAUUUAUGUUAUCAUUUGCAUAUGUUAGGUUGUCCUCUUUUCUCCCAUUAUCAGUGCUGAUCCUGAUAAAAAUUUGUGUUAUUAGAAGUUGUGAGUCAAUCCUACACUAUUCUCUAACUUGAUUAUGUUCCUAUUUACUUGUGCCAUGUAUGAUGGGUUGUUCCUCCAGUCCCAGUAAGACAUGCCAGUCCUGACAGAACUGGGUGUUGUUAUCAAGAGUUACAAGUCACUACAGAGAGGAAGUGUGACAAAAGUGCAGUGUAAUGAAGUGGUAUGCUGUCUGAACCAGUUGUGAUCUGAGUGAGACGUGAUGUUCUUGUGUUGCUGCGCUGGUCAUGGUUGUGGUCAUUUUUUUAUUUCUGUGCUGGCAGUAAGAGAUUCCAUAAUGUGGGCCUUUGUUAUUCAGUGCUAUAUAAUUCACACAAAUGCUAAUAUUAGUUUAAGUUAGUCUGUAAUGAUAUUAUGUACUAAUGUAUUGUAGUAGUUGUUCUUUUAAGUUUAGCAUUUUUCAUUUUAUGUCAAGAGUUUAUUGUAUUUUAUUGUAUUUCAUUCAUGUAUUUUAGCAGUUUAUCCCUUAGGAUGAAAGGUAGACUGCGAUAGCAAGUACACACACACACGCACGCGCGCAUGCGCGCACAGAUGGGCUGGGUUGUUGGCCUUCUGUUUCGGCAAGCUCACGCACACACCCGUACAAGAGGGCAGGAUGGCUAGCCUCCUGCCUUUGUUGGGCUGCAAGGUCACUUUUUUUGGCUUAAAUUCCCUACCUUUCCUCUCAGCUGUGAGCCAAGCCUACUGACUCCUACAGCACCAGCCCGCUAUAGAGAAUUAUUGCCAUAUGUAGAUAGUCGUUAUUAAUUCAAAUAUGUCAAAUGUCUAUGAAAAUAAGAGUUUUUAACAUUUUAUAUUUCCAAAGAGAGAGUAUACAUACAUAGUAAGUAUAUAUUUUCCAAAGUGCAGUGAAUCUCAAAAGCUGCAAUAGUUGUGUAUUAGUGUGCUACAGGUACUGUAUCCUUCUCAUCACAUAGGUGUAGCUCUGUAUGUCAGGUGGUGGAGCUGGAGCAGUACCUCACCAUAGCUUCCCUGCACAGUAUUUCAAAAGGGGUGGAGGGGUGCCCCCGUACAACCUGCUGACCCCCUUAGUGCAGAGACACACUUGCUGUGCUUUAAAGCCUGUAUUUCCAAACACUUUUCUCAUCAGGAUUGUUUUCAAGGACACAGAGAUGAUUACUUGGCUUCUCAAGGGUUUUCUCUUGUACUGACAGUGCAGAAACCUUGUUAAAUCAUUAGAAUCAUGAGAACACCCUUGAAAACUCAGUUACUUCCACUAGAGUCUAUGAAAAGUAGUCAGGAUGCAAAAGUGUUUGAGAAUAUGGCACAGAGUUGGUACCUUAACAGUUUUGCAAUACCUGGUGAGAGAGGAUACAUGUGGCAUAUGUGAUAUAGAAGAGUCAAGAGUCAUGAUAUACAUAGGUUUUGUUACUUUUGCAAUUAAAAGACACAUUGUUGGUGUUGUGCUCAAGUUAUGUUUGUUACCAGUCAGGAUUCCUUGCAUACUAUACCCUCCAGUCAGUGUGUGGUCCUUUGAGUUCAUUGUAUUCCAGUUACAAGUUUGUUCUAGAGUAUGUACACAUCCUCAGUCAUUGUAUGGAGUAUGAGAUUACUGUACCACAGGCAAUAAUUCAUUCUGGAACCUUUGCACACCAUCUAGUCUGUGCAUGAAACACUGAAAUAAUAUGUAAUGUCUUCAUACAGUACACCCUCAGAGGUUCUUCCAUGAAUAUUUCCCUCUAAACAAAUUCUUCCACAAGUUCCCCAAAAUUUUACCUAACUAAACAUCACCAGACUGAACUUAACCUUCCUUACCUAACAAACCUAACAAUCUUGCUUGACCUAACAACCUAGGAUAACAUAACCUAACUUAGCCUUACACAACUUAGCCAUACUAACCUAGCAACCUAACCUUACCAAAUACAUAACCUAGCAUAACUUCACCUGACCUAACUUACCCUGCCAUAUCCUUACCCAAACUAACCUAACCUCACCAGAAUGAACAUAACCUUUCUUACCUGACCCAACGUAACCUAACCUAACCUAACAACUUACCAAAACAUAACCUAACUUACUCUUUCCCAAAUUAACCUAACAUAACCUUACCCAAUGUACCCUGUCCUAUCCUUACCCAAACUAACCCAACAAUCUAACCUUACCUAAGCUUACCUAACCUGCUGCAACUUCACCUGACCUAACUUAAUGUAAUUCAUCAUGGAGGGAAAUUAUUUAGAGAGAAACCAAAUGGAGAAAAUAAUAUACCCUUUGAAUGAAUUAGUUUUAUAAUUAAUUAUCAUUUUCCUUUAGUUAUCGUUCUUUGUUUUCACAGGUAGCACAAGUAAGUUUGUAGUUAGAUUUUUUUUUUAUAUUAUUAUUAUUGGCUUCCCAGUUGAAAAUUAAAAAUAUUGGUACUCGAUUAAAUCUUUGCUAAUUUGUCUAUUUUAUAUUGGCGUGCUGGUAGAGAAACGGAAGUAGUUACAUUUAUGAGUUUUCUUAAUUUAAUCCAUUAUAAUUAAUCCAUUUUGUAUUGGUCUGCUGAUAGAAAAUUUAAAAUAUUGGCGCAUUACGAGUACUCUUGAUUAAAUCUUUGGUAAUUUGUCUAUUUUGUAUUGGCUUGCUAGUGAGUACUCGUAAUUCAGUCUUUGGUAAUAUUUAUUUUGUACCGGCGUGCUGUUAGAAAAGUGAAAAUAUUUACUCUGAGUACUCGUCACUAAUUUUUUCCACACCAAUGAUUUCCGCAAGCCAUCAACCUGUACCUGUGUGAGGUAAUAACGUGCACUUGUGAUUAUAUCUUACGUGCAAUAUUGAAUAAAAUGCCAUGAUAUUAA
Molecule: messenger RNA, 7591 nt
Organism: Scylla paramamosain (green mud crab)
Lineage: Eukaryota; Metazoa; Arthropoda; Malacostraca; Decapoda; Portunidae
Exons: 7
Coding region: 547-2172 (541 amino acids)
Biological process (GO): proteolysis
Molecular function (GO): cysteine-type endopeptidase activity; protein binding
Source: RefSeq, a predicted model, not a curated record